Molecule: messenger RNA, 1739 nt
Organism: Ruditapes philippinarum (Manila clam)
Lineage: Eukaryota; Metazoa; Mollusca; Bivalvia; Venerida; Veneridae
Product: tubulin beta chain-like
Exons: 3
Coding region: 104-1435 (443 amino acids)
Biological process (GO): mitotic cell cycle; microtubule cytoskeleton organization
Cellular component (GO): cytoplasm; microtubule
Molecular function (GO): structural constituent of cytoskeleton; GTPase activity; GTP binding
Source: RefSeq, a predicted model, not a curated record
UAACACGCCUGCACAAGAUAGUUUAUUCAGUCGACUAUAAAACUCUUCAAAGAGAAGGUGUCUCCACUUCAGUGUUUCAAGUCAUUCCACCAAACCUCUCAACAUGCGUGAAAUUGUCCACAUACAGGCUGGUCAGUGCGGUAACCAGAUUGGUGCCAAGUUCUGGGAAGUCAUCUCCGACGAGCACGGUAUUGACCCCACUGGUACCUACCACGGAGACUCUGACCUCCAACUCGAGAGAAUCAACGUUUACUACAAUGAAGCCACCGGUGGCAAAUAUGUACCACGUGCAAUCCUUGUCGAUCUUGAGCCAGGUACCAUGGACUCCGUCCGAUCUGGCCCAUUCGGACAGAUCUUCCGACCAGACAACUUUGUGUUCGGACAGAGCGGAGCCGGUAACAACUGGGCCAAGGGUCACUACACAGAGGGAGCUGAACUCGUCGACUCCGUCCUUGACGUAGUCAGGAAAGAGGCUGAGAGCUGCGACUGCCUUCAGGGAUUCCAACUUACACACUCCCUUGGUGGUGGUACCGGGUCUGGUAUGGGAACACUCCUCAUCAGCAAGAUCCGUGAAGAAUACCCCGACAGAAUCAUGAACACCUUCUCCGUCGUACCAUCACCAAAGGUAUCUGACACCGUUGUUGAGCCAUACAACGCCACACUCUCAGUCCAUCAGCUCGUUGAGAACACCGACGAGACUUACUGCAUUGACAACGAGGCCUUGUACGAUAUCUGCUUCAGAACCUUGAAACUCACCACCCCAACAUACGGUGACUUGAACCAUCUCGUCUCUGCGACCAUGUCUGGAGUCACAACUUGCCUCAGAUUCCCAGGUCAGUUGAACGCCGAUCUCCGUAAAUUGGCCGUCAACAUGGUCCCCUUCCCACGUCUCCACUUCUUCAUGCCCGGAUUCGCUCCACUUACCUCACGUGGUAGCCAGCAAUACAGAGCUCUUACCGUCCCUGAGCUCACCCAACAGAUGUUCGAUGCCAAGAACAUGAUGGCUGCCUGCGACCCACGUCACGGCAGAUACCUUACGGUCGCCGCUAUGUUCCGUGGACGAAUGUCCAUGAAGGAGGUCGACGAACAGAUGUUGAACGUCCAGAACAAGAACAGCAGCUACUUCGUUGAAUGGAUCCCAAACAACGUCAAGACAGCUGUCUGCGACAUCCCACCACGUGGUCUUAAGAUGUCAGCCACCUUUGUCGGAAACAGCACAGCCAUCCAGGAACUCUUCAAGCGUAUCUCUGAACAGUUCACCGCUAUGUUCCGUCGUAAGGCUUUCUUGCAUUGGUACACUGGUGAGGGUAUGGACGAGAUGGAAUUCACUGAAGCCGAAUCAAACAUGAACGAUUUGGUCUCUGAAUACCAACAGUACCAGGACGCCACCGCCGAGGAGGAGGGAGAAUUCGAUGAGGAAGAAGAAGAGGCUUAAACACUUUCAAUAAUAAAAAAAGACAAUUUCUAAAUACAUCUGCCAUAUUUGUCACUACGCAUAGCGAAAUCAUUACGUCAGCUGUAUAAUUUACUUUAAGAAGACAAAUUAUUCGACAAAUUCAAUUACAUAAUAAAACAAUUAACAAUUAAAGUGUAUUUAAGAAAUAACUGUUAUUGCACGGAAAAAUUACAUUUUUCAGCAAAUAUUUAUACAUUAUUACAUUUAUUUUGCUUUUCAAAUGAUGACCUGUUUAAGCUACCGGUAUUAUCAUAAAGAAGUAAACAUUAAAAUAUUACAUUCA